AUGAGUGACAGCAAACUUACAGGCGCAAAAGUCGCCGAACACAACUCCAAAGACUCAUGCUGGGUCAUUGUACACGGCAAGGCCUAUGAUGUAACUGACUUCCUCCCUGGUAUGUGGUUCGAUCUUUUGCAAGCGCAGGCAGUCCGACUGACCAUUGUAGAACACCCUGGUGGCCAGAAGAUUAUCCUUAAGUAUGCCGGCAAAGAUGCGACCGAAGAGUUCGAGCCCAUUCACCCACCUGAUACCCUGGACAAGUUCCUCGAUCCAUCAAAGCAUCUUGGCUCGGUCGACAUGAGCACUGUCGAGCAAGAAGAAAAGGCCUUCGACCCAGAGGAGGCCGACCGCUUAGAACGUGUUUCCCGCAUGCCUUCCCUUGCGGCCUGCUACAAUUUGUUGGACUUUGAAGCGGUGGCCCGUCAAGUGAUGAAGAAGACCGCCUGGGCAUACUACUCAAGUGGAGCAGACGAUGAGAUCACAUUACGUGAGAACCACGCAGCGUUCCACAAAAUCUGGUUCCGACCCCGAAUUCUCGUUGACGUCGAGAACAUCGAUAUGAGCACAAAGAUGCUGGGCACAAAAUGCUCAAUUCCCUUUUACGUGACAGCAACUGCACUCGGGAAGCUUGGUCAUCCCGAAGGUGAAGUAGUUCUCACCAAAGCUGCGCAUCAACACGACGUUGUGCAGAUGAUUCCUACCCUGGCCUCGUGCUCAUUCGAUGAGAUUGUCGAUGCCAAGCAAGGUGAUCAAGUCCAAUGGCUCCAGCUUUAUGUGAACAAGGACCGUGACAUUACACGCAAGAUCGUCGAGCACGCCGAAAAGCGUGGCUGCAAGGGCCUCUUCAUUACCGUUGAUGCACCCCAACUCGGUCGUCGCGAGAAGGACAUGCGCUCCAAGUUCUCCGAUCCUGGAUCGAACGUGCAGUCUGGCGGAAGUGACAUCGAUCGCUCCCAGGGCGCUGCUCGGGCGAUUUCUUCCUUCAUCGAUCCCGCUCUCUCAUGGAAAGAUAUCCCGUGGUUCAAGUCGAUCACCAAGAUGCCCAUCGUGCUGAAGGGUGUCCAGUGUGUCGAAGAUGUGCUACGCGCCGUCGAGGCAGGCUGCGACGGAGUGGUCCUUUCCAACCACGGAGGUCGACAGCUCGAGACUGCACGGUCGGGUAUCGAGGUCCUUGCCGAGGUGAUGCCAGCGCUCCGCGAGCGUGGCUGGGAGAAGCGCAUUGAAGUCUUCGUUGAUGGUGGAGUCCGCCGUGCGACCGAUAUCAUCAAGGCACUUUGCCUUGGUGCAACGGGAAUUGGCAUUGGUCGCCCGUUCCUGUAUGCGAUGUCUGCGUAUGGACUUGAUGGUGUUGAUCGCGCCAUGCAGCUCCUCAAGGAUGAGAUGGAGAUGAACAUGCGGUUGAUUGGCGCUGCUCGCAUCGAGGAUCUGAACCCGAGCCUCAUUGACACCCGUGGCCUGUUGGGUGGACACAACGGAAUUGUGCCUACUGACACACUUGGUGUUGGAGCUUACGACCCCCUGGAAGCGCCUCGAUUUACUGAGAAGCCUAAGUUAUAG
This is a messenger RNA of Penicillium olsonii, 1551 nucleotides long. Lineage: Eukaryota; Fungi; Ascomycota; Eurotiomycetes; Eurotiales; Aspergillaceae. The record is from the annotation of a GenBank genome assembly.